UUUUUAAAGAUUUGUGUUCUGGAAAGUUGUUGGAGAGUAGUUUAGAUAGGAUGGAGGAAAAUAUUCUUGUCACUACUACUAAGUUGGAGAAGAUAUUUCCAUGUGGUUUUUUUGAUGUGAUGGAGCAUCUUCCAAUUCACCUUGUACAAGAGGCCCGCCUCGGAGGUCCGGUUCAAACAAGAUGGAUGUAUCCAUUUGAGAGAAAAAUUGGUAGUUCGAAGCAAACGAUUAAGCAAAGGGGAAGGAUCGAAGGAUCAUUUGUUCAAGGUCAUAUUGGGAGAGAAACAUGUGAUUUUUAUUCUUAUUACUUUGGUCAUGAUGUGUCAUGUAGGAGAAACAGGCCCAAUCGCAAUGAUGAAGGCGAUAUUGAUCCUUUAUUUCCACCAAUAUCAAUUUUUAAUCAAAAUGGUCGAGGAUCUAAAAAGCGUAGAAAGCGAGGCUUCACUGAUAUGGAAAUGCAAUCAGCUGUGACACAUAUUUUGCUUAAUUGUCCAGAGAUUCAAUCAUAUGUCAACUUGUUCGUAAACACAUGGGGUAAUGAAGCCAUCUAUACAGAAUUUUCCAAAUGGCUGAGGAACUAUAUGUCAUCAGGCGGUGACGGUGAUAGAUAUCGCGAGCAUCUUGGAGUUGGCCAGACUAAACAGGCUAAAAAAAAGAAGUCUAGGAGAUCGAUAGAUCCUGAGGAUAUUGCAGGAUCUAUUUCUUCUGCUCAUCAGCCAUAA
Messenger RNA from Solanum stenotomum, 722 nucleotides. RefSeq lists its product as uncharacterized. The coding region runs from base 51 to 722 and encodes 223 amino acids. The record is from RefSeq and is a predicted model, not a curated record. The transcript has 4 exons. NCBI's taxonomy places the organism in Eukaryota, Viridiplantae, Streptophyta, Magnoliopsida, Solanales, Solanaceae.